AUGAAGCUCAAAAAUGCAAUUUUCGGUGGAAUUACGGUGGUAAUGUUUUUAAUGAUUAUUGAUACAGAAUGUUACAACCCGUCAACUGCCCUCGAAAUGAUCCAUCAGAACCUUUGUGUUUGCCCGUGUGGAAAUCGCAAAGGAGGAAAGCUUUAUACUGUUCCUAGUGUGCGUCUUAAUUGGUACGAUGCUAUGGCACACUGUAAUUCAAUCGGCAUGUCGCUUGCUACGAUAAAGGAUGCAAAUGAUCGACAAUUGUUGCAGCUGUAUUUGCAGUCAAACAAAUACAACUUACGGUCACAUCAAAUCAAAAGUGCAAAUCAGGUACCGUAUUGGAUUGCAGCCAAUAAUCUUGCUGCCGAUAGUGGUCUUCGGUGGGGUCUCAGCAAUCAAGAAGUAAAAACAUCUGAAUGGAAAUUAGGAUCAGCACCGCGCAAUGAUCGAUCCGAACGGAUCUGCGUUUACAUACUGGGUGACACUAUGCAAUGGGUUCCAGCUCUUUGCGAUGGUGAACCGCGGCAAUUUAUUUGUGAAUAUUAG
Molecule: messenger RNA, 540 nt
Organism: Anopheles marshallii
Lineage: Eukaryota; Metazoa; Arthropoda; Insecta; Diptera; Culicidae
Exons: 3
Coding region: 1-540 (179 amino acids)
Biological process (GO): biological process involved in interspecies interaction between organisms
Cellular component (GO): external side of plasma membrane
Molecular function (GO): carbohydrate binding
Source: RefSeq, a predicted model, not a curated record